AAGGCAGACCGCUUAACCGACUGAGCCACCCAGGCGCCCACCACUUAUUGGUUUAAAAUGCUCUCAUGGCUCUGAAGGUCCAGCUGUGUCACGUGGCAUAUCGGGCCCUUUGUGACUGGAGCCUCGAGGGCCUCUUUACCCGCUCUUCCCCUCCCCUCCCCCAGCCCUGAUCUGAUGGUAAGUGCUCCAGUAUCCCAGACUCUCGGUGGUUCCUCACCUGCAUGUACAGUUUCCUCUCCUAGGCCCUUGCUUCUGCUCCUGGGGAAGCCCCUGCUCCUUCUCCUUCUGCUAGAGCAGUUCCUGAGCUUCCACAGGGACAGAGGGGAAACCUUCCCUCCUCCUGACCUGGAGCCCAUCCACUUUGCUAUCUUACGUGCUGUCUUCUUUCAUCUUCCCCGCUCACUUUACUGAUAGACGCACUGAGGCUCAGGGAGGUCAGUGACUGUAAGGUCACCUUCAGUGCUGGAGACGGAACAUGAUGGCGCUGUGAGUUCGAGCCUGUUGCACACGGGGGCAGCUCCUCCAGGACGCUGUGUUGGGGUCUUAUUUAUCAGGUGUAGCGAGCAGUCUUGGACCCGUGUAGGCGAUCUGACCUUGCACCUCCUGUCUCUGUGGCUGGCCACACUGUCGCAUGCAUUCGGCUCAGAUAUGAGACUGCCAGGUUUCUCCAGGUGCUUUUGAGAUUGGGCCUCCACGAUGGGUCUCCAAACACCAGCCUGCUUUUUUCUGUGCUCUUGUCUUUAGGAGCCGGGUGUGGGCUGAGCCCUGCCUGAUCGAGGCUGCCAAGGAGGAGUACAGUGGGGUGAUAGAAGAAUUUCUGGCUACAGGAGAGAAACUUUUUGGACCCUACGUUUGGGGAAGGUAUGACCUGCUCUUCAUGCCACCAUCCUUUCCGUUUGGAGGAAUGGAGAACCCUUGUCUGACCUUUGUCACCCCCUGCCUGCUGGCAGGGGACCGCUCUUUGGCCGACGUCAUCAUCCACGAGAUCUCCCACAGUUGGUUCGGGAACCUGGUCACUAAUGCCAACUGGGGUGAAUUCUGGCUCAAUGAAGGUUUCACCAUGUAUGCGCAGAGGAGGAUCUCCACGGUCCUCUUCGGCUCUGCUUACACCUGCUUGGAAGCUGCAACUGGCCGGGCUCUGCUUCGGCAGCACAUGGACAUCACUGGCGAGGAACAUCCGCUCAACAAGCUCCGCGUGAAGAUCGAACCAGGUGUGGACCCAGAUGAUACCUACAACGAGACUCCCUACGAGAAAGGCUUCUGCUUUGUCUCAUACCUGGCCCACUUGGUGGGUGAUCAGGAUCAAUUUGACAAUUUUCUCAAGGCCUAUGUUAAUGAAUUCAAAUUCCAAAGUAUCUUAGCUGAGGACUUUCUAGAAUUCUACUUGGAAUACUUCCCUGAGCUGAAGAAAAAGAAUGUGGAGUCCCUUCCAGGUUUUGAGUUUGAUCGGUGGUUGAAUACCCCGGGCUGGCCCCCCUACCUCCCUGACCUCUCCCCUGGGGACUCACUUAUGAAGCCCGCUGAAGAGCUGGCCCAGCUGUGGGUGGCCAAGGAGCUGGACAUGAAGGCCAUUGAAGCUGUGGCCAUUUCUGCCUGGAAGACCUACCAGCUGGUGUAUUUCCUCGAUAAGAUCCUCCAGAAAUCCCCUCUCCCUCCCGGGAACGUGGAGACCCUCAGAGAGACAUACCCAAAGAUCUCAGACUCCCAGAACGCGGAGCUCCGGCUCCGAUGGGGCCAGAUUGUCCUUAAGAAUGACCACCAGGAGGAUUUCUGGAAAGUGAAGGCAUUCCUGCAGAGCCAGGGGAAGCAGAAGUACACUCUUCCGCUGUACCACGCAAUGAUGGCUGGCAGCGAGGUGGCCCAGACCCUUGCCAAGGAGACCUUCAUCGCCACUGCCCCUCCCACCCCGGCUCCACCACAAUGUAGUCAACUACGUCUAACAGAUCGUGGCGCCCAAGGGCAGUUAGAGGCUCUGGGCCUGGCUUCUGCCUCUUCAGACUUUGCAGGCUUUCAGAAUACUGUUCCUAAAUUCCAGUUCUCCAGUCAAAUUCCUGAAGUUUACACACCCUUGGGGAAAUCUGGUCUCUGGGCUUGGUGUCUGUGACUCUUGGGCCUCUGCUCUGGUGGAAACUUCUCUGGACCAGCAAGUCCUAAGACCAGAGAACCUUCCACAGCUCUCUGCUGGCUUUGGUGAGGGCGGGCAGUCUUCUCCCUCCUCCCUGCUGUCUGGGAAGAUCAGAGAUUUUCUUAUGCCUCCCUUCCCCUCUCUUUUCCCUCCCCUUUUCUUUUCUUUUCUUUUCUUUUCUGAUUCUUGAAGUACUAUGCAAAGGGCUGCAUUCUGGUAAUUCAUUUUUUCAGGUUUAAUCUUUAUUUUAAUAAAUAUUUUUAAAUGAAAA
Leptonychotes weddellii (Weddell seal) is the source of this 2396-nucleotide messenger RNA. NCBI's taxonomy places the organism in Eukaryota, Metazoa, Chordata, Mammalia, Carnivora, Phocidae. The record is from RefSeq and is a predicted model, not a curated record.